Messenger RNA from Rhinichthys klamathensis goyatoka, 475 nucleotides. RefSeq names its product LIM zinc-binding domain-containing Nebulette-like. NCBI's taxonomy places the organism in Eukaryota, Metazoa, Chordata, Actinopteri, Cypriniformes, Leuciscidae. The coding region runs from base 95 to 457 and encodes 120 amino acids. The transcript has 5 exons. Gene Ontology annotation, cellular component: focal adhesion. The record is from RefSeq and is a predicted model, not a curated record. Gene Ontology annotation, molecular function: actin filament binding.
CACACACACACACGGGCGCGCGCGCACUGAACACAUCGGGAGACUGAGCUCCAGUGCCUGUGAUGCUCUUCAUCAAACUGGAUCGGAACCGAAGAUGAAUCCCGCGUGCGCGCGCUGCGCGAGAACCGUGUACCCGACGGAGAAGAUCAGCUGCCUCGACAAGAACUGGCACAAAGGCUGUUUCCACUGUGAAGUGUGUAAGAUGACGCUCAACAUGAAGAACUACAAAGGCUACGACAAGAAGCCCUACUGUAACGCUCACUAUCCCAAGACGUCGUUCACCAUCGUCACAGACACACCGGAGAACCUGCGUCUCAAACAGCAGAGCGAGUUACAGAGUCAGGUGAGAUAUAAGCGGGACUUUGAGGAGAGUAAAGGCCGAGGCUUCAGUAUCGUCUCAGACACACCGGAGCUGCAGAGACUCAGGAGAACACAAGAACACAUCAGUAACGUAUGAAACACUGAUUAUACUGUG